Molecule: messenger RNA, 2010 nt
Organism: Schistocerca cancellata (South American locust)
Lineage: Eukaryota; Metazoa; Arthropoda; Insecta; Orthoptera; Acrididae
Product: F-box/WD repeat-containing protein 9-like
Exons: 9
Coding region: 294-1532 (412 amino acids)
Cellular component (GO): preribosome, large subunit precursor
Molecular function (GO): protein binding
Source: RefSeq, a predicted model, not a curated record
GUCUGUCAAUUAAUGUCACUUGAAAGCAACGUUUGAAGUCAGUUGUUACGUUAUUUCUUUGUUGAUCUAUAAAAAAUGUGAUUGGCUGAGUGGCGUUUACUUGACGUACGGUUGAAACAGUUGUUAUAGCAAUACCCGCUUUGACACUUAGCUGAGCGUAACCCAUUUGCGAUCUGGUGUAACAUUGAUUACACUUGUGAAUGGUACCUUUUACGGGCAUCGUAGAAAGCGUAACGCCUACAAGAAUUUAGAGUGACAGGGCGACUUGCAAACAGAAUUGUACAACAACCAGCAUGAGCAGCGAGUCUGAAGAAGUGCAGCCGAGUAAAGAUGUUGAGGAGAAACUUCAAAUAUUACACCUACCAACAGAGAUUCUUUUAAAAAUAUUCUCUUUCUUGGACGCCAAGUUCCUCGUAUCAUCAGUGAGCUUAGUAUGCAGACAAUUUCAUGCUAUAUUGGUUGAUCCAAACAUGUGGAAGUAUCGAGUGAAGAAAAGGAUGAAAUAUAGCUAUCCUGCAAUUGGUAAUGAGGAUGCUAUUGACUGGCAACGUGCAUGUGUUUCACUGGAAUCUGAACGUUUCUACUGGACCCAUCGACAUGAAACAAUGCUGCAGUUGGAACCUGCGGAUUAUGUACAUAUUGCUGCUGUUGACUCAGUUGCUCUGAUUCAUGGUGGACAGCUCUGUGUCUCUGGGUCGAGAGACAGGAGCUUGGCACUAUGGGAUCUUACGUCAACUGGAUCUGUAAAUGGCUACCUGCGACAGGAUGCUCAUUCUGGAUGGAUCUGGGCCCUGCUUCCUGAUGCAAAAGAGCCUGGAACAUUGUAUUCUUGUUCCUGGGACUACACUGUCAAGUGCUGGGACGUACACAGAGUUCUAGAACAGCGGUCAUCUACUGCGUUGAAGGCAGCCGUUCUCUCAUUAACACAGAUCACUCAUUCGUCAGUGUUGGCCUGUGGCCAGUAUACAGGUCAUGUGGCGUUGGUAGAUACCAGAUGUUCUGGAGAUGGACCUGCAUCUCUGCUGCGGCCCCAUCAUCGUGCUGCUCUCGGGUUAGCUUCUUGGGGCGAGAAUGUUCUCGUCUCUGCCAGUGAAGAGGGUCGUUUAGUUACCACUGAUCUCCGCAGUCCUGACAGCCCCCUCGCCCAACUUACAUUGUCUGAAUGUUUUCCAGAGUCCAGCCAAAUCAAGUCUUACCCAACAUGCCUUUCAGUGCGAGGAAAUUCCUUGUAUGCUGGAGAUUCAAAAGGCUAUGUGUGGCUGUUUGAUGCUACUGGUGGACAACUGAAACUAGUUCAGAGCUUAGAUGUGGAACAUGGAGGCCAAGUAACAGCAGUUCAGCAGCAUGAAGGUGUUGUUCUGACUGCAUCAACAGAUACUACUCUCAGAGCGUUUGCACCAUCUUGCCCUUUGGAACAGCUUUCAUUAAUACGGACUUCAGGGCAAGUGACAGGGUUUGACUAUUUAAAUGGCGUUUUAGUUACGGGAAGCACCAACUGCAAGGUGGAGAUAUAUACUCCACGGAAACGCUGACAUAGGGGGCAGCUCUGGCGGGAGGCAUUCCUACACUUGGGUGGAUCUGGUGAUGAUACACCGUCAAGGCUCUCACAUUUCGUGACCCGGUGCUUCUCUUGUUGAGGACUAAUAAAUGUGCUUUGUCUGUUUAUGGCCAACGUUGCUGUAGAUCCACUUGCUAGUAUUCACCUUUGGUUUGCCUUAUUUACCUUGUACGUAACUGUAGAAUUGUUAACAUGUUUAUGCUUUCACAGUAAUUUUCAGGAUAGCCUUAAAAUAAUACUUUUUUAAAAUUAUUUAUUCAGAGAAGUGUAAUUCGUUGUUUAUAAUUCAGUGUCGCUGUGAAAUGUGUUUUUUAUAAAAGAAAGAGUGCUUCCUAAACGGGAAAAACUGAAGAAUGUUUAUAGUACUAACAAUCAGAUGAUUGUAAAACAAUUAACAGAACUAUUUAAAAAUAUUACUUUAUGUUGUGUGUGUGUGUGUGUGUGUGUGUGUG